Molecule: messenger RNA, 747 nt
Organism: Striga asiatica
Lineage: Eukaryota; Viridiplantae; Streptophyta; Magnoliopsida; Lamiales; Orobanchaceae
Source: the annotation of a GenBank genome assembly
AUGUCUAGAACUAUGAAUUCAACUUGUGGGACAAGUGACAAUGUUCUGUGCUAUAUCACGAUAAGGAUCCCAAAUUCUUGUUGUGCCAUCCAAGGCCUUCACCUAUCAGAUGGCACCUUAGUUAAAGAAUCCACAAAAGAUCAAUUACUUUGGCUUCUUUGGAAAAUGCAACUUGACCAACGAGGGAAGUUCAGUGAGGUCGACCUUAGACUUGCCCAAAAGAAUACUUUUCAGCUUUUGAUCACAAUUCACAACAUUCUUAUUCUUAGAAGACCUAAAUCCCACAAUAUUGGCAUGUCUUGUCGACAAAGUGAAAACAAGUGGACAUUUUACAUGCAUUCAGGAACAAAUUCUAAUUCAGUCUCUCAUGUUGGUGCUAACCUGGAGAUUGUUGUCCUUUAUGUAAGACCAAACUCGCCUAAAGCAAUUGAGAUGAGAACUCUGAGACUGACCCAUAAAAUCUCUGAGUAUGGUGGGCAGAUUCACAAGGUCAAUCAAAUCUGCUACUUUCUUAGGGUUGUCCGUCACGGUCUUCUUCAAUCUUUGUGGCAGCAUUUUCACUAUAUCCACCACAGACCAUUGUGUUCUAAGAGUGAAAAUCACUCAAAACAGACAAGCACUGCUGCUGCAAAAACUGGACACAUAACUCAUGCGCAGUCACCGCCUUUCGAUCUCAUUAACUUGACGAGCCCACAAGUGGUUUUACUUACAGUUCAAGGAUUGCAGCAUUGUUUUUCCCAAGACUAA